AUGGGCUUGGGCCAUGAGCAAGGAUUUGGUGCCCCCUGCUUAAAAUGCAAGGAUAAGUGUGAAGGAUUUGAGCUUCACUUCUGGAGAAAAAUAUGCCGCAACUGCAAAUGUGGCCAGGAAGAGCAUGAUGUCCUCACAAGCAAUGAGGAAGAUCGGAAAGUAGGGAAACUCUUUGAAGAUACAAAAUACACCACCCUUAUUGCAAAGCUGAAGAAUGAUGGCAUUCCCAUGUAUAAACGCAAUGUAAUGAUACUGACUAAUCCAGUGCCAGCCAAGAAGAACAUUUCCAUCAAUACUGUGACUUAUGAGUGGGCUCCUCCUGUUCAGAAUCAGACACUUGCUAGACAGUAUAUGCAGAUGCUACCAAAGGAGAAGCAGCCUGUUGCUGGCUCGGAAGGUGCGCAGUACAGGAAGAAGCAGUUGGCAAAGCAGCUGCCUGCUCACGAUCAGGAUCCUUCCAAAUGCCAUGAGCUUUCCCCCAAUGAAGUUAAGCAGAUGGAACAGUUUGUGAAGAAGUACAAAAACGAGGCGCUUGGUGUAGGAGAUGUCAAGCUCCCUGGUGAGCUGGAAGCGAGAGCUGCCGAGAAUAAUAACGUGAACAAUGGUGACAGAGGCACCUCAGCUGCUGUAGGAGCGAUGGAGAACAAGUCCCCAGAUCGGAAGGCAUCUCAAUAUUCCUGCUAUCGCUGCAAACUGAACAUGAAAGAAGGUGACCCAGCUGUCUAUGCAGAGCGCGCUGGAUAUGACAAACUGUGGCACCCAGCUUGUUUUGUCUGCUGCACCUGCAGUGAACUCCUAGUAGACAUGAUCUAUUUCUGGAAGAAUGGUAACCUGUACUGUGGAAGACAUUAUUGCGAUAGCGAAAAACCCCGCUGUGCUGGAUGUGAUGAGCUAAUAUUCAGCAAUGAAUAUACUCAAGCGGAGGGUCAGAACUGGCAUCUGAAGCAUUUCUGCUGUUUUGAUUGCGAUUGUGUUUUGGCUGGGGAAAUCUACGUCAUGGUGAACGACAAGCCAGUCUGCAAACCCUGCUAUGUGAAGAACCAUGCUGCAAUCUGCCAAGGCUGUCACAAUGCUAUAGAUCCCGAAGUCCAGCGUGUGACAUACAACAACUUCAACUGGCACGCUACGCAGGAGUGCUUCUUGUGUUCUUGCUGCAGCAAGUGCCUCAUUGGCCAGAAGUUCAUGCCAGUGGAAGGGAUGGUCUUCUGCUCAGUGGAAUGUAAGAAAAAGAUGAUGUCUUAAGAGAAAUGUACACAGAACCAAGCAUUGCUGCAUUCCAAAGGCUCUUGCAUUUCUACUGUAAAAUACAUAGUAUCGGGGCAUUUAAAGUCAUUGAAAGUACUAUAUAGCAUUUUCCC
Messenger RNA from Mesitornis unicolor (brown roatelo), 1358 nucleotides. RefSeq names its product testis derived transcript (3 LIM domains) (gene TES). Lineage: Eukaryota; Metazoa; Chordata; Aves; Mesitornithiformes; Mesitornithidae. Bases 1 to 1242 code for a protein of 413 amino acids. The transcript is spliced from 6 exons. The record is from RefSeq and is a predicted model, not a curated record. Gene Ontology annotation, molecular function: zinc ion binding.